Lineus longissimus is the source of this 16501-nucleotide messenger RNA. RefSeq names its product dystrophin-like. Gene Ontology annotation, cellular component: plasma membrane. Gene Ontology annotation, biological process: synaptic signaling. Lineage: Eukaryota; Metazoa; Nemertea; Pilidiophora; Heteronemertea; Lineidae. The transcript is spliced from 74 exons. Gene Ontology annotation, molecular function: protein binding; zinc ion binding. The coding region runs from base 168 to 11669 and encodes 3833 amino acids. The record is from RefSeq and is a predicted model, not a curated record.
AUCUAGUGUAAAUAAUUGGAUUCAGAAAAAAGUUAUUAACUUUGUGGAAUUGAUUUACUUGUAUUGGAACGAUUGUGGAAUAAUUUGUGCAUUUCAACCAACCGGAUUACUUGUGUGAUCAAAUUGAUGGAUAAGGAUUAUCAUUCACUGGAUUAUGUGUGCAUCAAAUGAUCAGAAUGGCGGAUAGUAUGGAAUCAGCAAGCAGUUCCAAAUCAGGAACGCCCACUGAUGUGGAUCUAGAUGAACUAGGACAGCUGGAGGAGUUCCAGCAUAAGAUACGUGGAGCUGCAGAGAGUAUCGACAGUCUACUUUCUGAAGCUCAAAUCGACGAAAAUGAAAGAGAGGAAAUACAGAAGAAAACGUUCACAAAGUGGAUUAACUCUCAACUAUCUAAGGCAAACCAGCCAGCGAUAGCUGAUCUUUUCUAUGAUUUGAGGGAUGGCACACAACUACUGUCUCUUCUCGAAGUUCUCUGUGGAAGAACACUGAAAAGGGAGAAGGGUCGUAUGCGACUGCAUCACCUGAAUAACGUCAACAGAGCUUUGGAGUUACUAGAAGAGGAAUACACUAUCAAAUUGGUGAACAUCAGCAAUAACGACAUCGUCGACGGGAACGCCAAAAUAACGCUCGGUCUGAUUUGGCGCAUCAUCUCCCAUUGGCAGGCCAAAGAUGUUAUAAACAUGGAUGUCAGUGAGGGAGCUGAAGAGACGACUUUGGAGAAGACGAUACUCCAUUGGUGCAAACAAAGCACAGAAGGCUACAGAAAUGUAGACGUGCGCAACUUCACCACAUCAUGGCGUGAUGGUCUGGCAUUUAAUGCACUCCUCCACAAAUUUCGGCCAGACUUGUUCGAUUAUGAAGAUCUUCUGAAGAACGAUAACGAAACGAACCUUGAGCAUGCGUUCAGUGUUGCUGAGCGACUUGGUAUUGACAGACUCCUUGAUCCUGAGGAUGUGGACCUUGAAAUCCCAGACAAGAAGUCUAUAAUGACCUAUGUGAUGUGCCUAUUCCAAGUCUUGCCAAAUGCUAGGAAUCUGUUGAUUAAAGAUACAAGCGAUUCAUCAUCAGCAUCUCCGGUCGAAAGAUCAGGGGACACUGAUCUGAGUUCUUCAAAGGAGAGGGAAACUUCAGAAACAAAAGAUUCAAUGUCAACAAUGUCAUUCACAAGUUCAUCCAGUGCCAGUAGUGGCAACAGUAUUAACCUGGCAUCAUACCAGGAGUCGUUAGAGAGUAUUCUGACAUGGCUGCUGGAGGCUGAGGAGGCUCUAGCUGCUCAGGGAGACAUCCAAUUAGAGGAUGACGUCCAGAAGGCUAAGGAACAGUUCCAGAUACAUGAAGAUUUUAUGAUGGAACUCACGAAACACCAGCAGGUAGUUGCGGGUGUCCUCCAAGAAGGCCACACACUCAUAUUAGAUCUUAAGGUCACAGAAGAUGAAGAGUCUGAUAUAAAAGUCCAAGUCGCAUUGCUCAACUCUCGUUGGGAGGACCUCAGAGUCAAGGCCAUGGAGAGGCAAACCAAGCUCCAGCAAUUACUGAUGGAACUCCAGCAGAAACAGCUCGACCAACUGGAUGCCUGGCUGAAUAAGAUGGAGGCCAAGAUAGGGGAGCAUGAGGCUGUGGGGACUGAUGUUGAUGUCGUUAAGCAACAAGUUGAGGAACAUAAGGCUCUGCAAGAAGAAUUAGAAGAGCAGCAAGAAAAAGUUAGCAGUUUGCAGAAUAUGGUUGUUGUUGUGGACGAGACUGCCAGUGAUACAGCAUAUGUUGACCUUGAGCAGCAGCUAGAGGGCCUGGGUCAACGGUGGGCAGACGUCUGCCACUGGACUGAGGAAAGAUGGCUAGUCUUGAAUGAAAUCUACCAGAAAUGGAACAUGUUUAUAGACAGUGAGAAUAAGUUCAGUGACUGGUUGGAAGAUAAGGAAACGGUGCUAGGGGAAAUGACGAAGGCUAAUCUGAUGGAGCCAAAUGAGGUGCUGACUCAAGUGAAAAAGCUCAAGCGGAUAGAAGAAGACAUGGACCAACAGAUGCAGAAGUUUGAUGAAUUAAACGAGCGGGGCCAUGAAAUAGUUGAUGUAGUUGGCGCAGAUGAGAUGGUGGUUAAGAAGAUAAACGCACAACUUGAGGAGUUUCAGGAGAGGUGGGAGAAUUUGGUACACCAGAUGGAGCACCAAAGUAAAGAGAUUGCUCAAGUCAAUAUUGAUUUCUCAACACUGAGUAGUCCAGUUGAGGAAUUGUUAGAUACCGGUCCAAUGAGUCCAAAACGGCAGAGAAUUGAAUCGUGCGAGCGGAGGGAUUUUGAGAAUAUGGUAAAAACUAUGCAUCAGUGGUUGGACAAGACAGAGACCAAUUUGGAACUGCUAACGACAGAGGCCCCCGAUCCACAUGAUCAGCUGACAUCAGAGGAGCAAUUAGUGCUAAUCAAGGAUAUCGAUAGGGAUUUGAACAGUCACCGCAGCAUGUACCAAGACAUCCAUGACAUGGAGGUGAUCCUAAAAGAACAGUUAAUAAGCAAUGAUGAGUCCUGCUUACCCAUCGAGCGAGCAUUCAAUGAUCUCGAGGACAAGUGGACGUACGUCAGCAUGCUCUGCGAGGACACGCAUCGACGGAUAACAUUAGAAGCGGAGACAAAGCAUUUCUACGAAGAGUUGAACUCGCUGCAAGAGGUCAUGGCGGGUUAUGAGAAGUGGGUUAAUACUGCUGAGAAAGUGGCUGAGGAAGCCACUGAAAUGAGUAAACAACUUGAACAAUGCAAAGUCAAGUUAAAAGCCGUGAAGUCCUAUGAUGAUAGAGUGGAACGUAUGAAUGAGCGUAUCAAAGAAAUCCUCGAGCUUCCAGAUGUGUCCGUCAAGCUGCAGAGAGACCUCGAGGAGUUUAAUCACAAGUGGGAAACAAUCUUCAAUAAAAUAGGUGAACGCCAACAAGCCAUCCUAAAUGCCCAGGAUCAGAGUCCGCCCAAAGCCUUCCUAGAUGCCAUGCAAGCCUUCCUCAAGUGGUUAGAGGAUAUUGAGGCAUUCUUAGAGUCAGAGAGAUUCUGUGUGAAUGAGCUUGAUAUUCUUGAGGACCAUUAUCAGCAUUAUGAGGAGCUUCAGAAAGACAUCCAUGACCACUUGCCAACCGUGGAGUACAUCAACAGGACGGGCCGCGAGCUCAUCGAGAGAUCGGCCACCCGAGAAAAGAUUGAGACGCUCCAGCACGAUCUUCACACUGCCAACUCCCGCUGGUCACAGAUCACUGCCGCCAUAGAUGAUAGGUUGAGUCGAUUGCAGAGAGCAAUCAAUGGACUAAGACAGUUACAGCAACAAACUGAGGGUCUUUUGAAGUGGAUGGAAGACAUGGACGUGUUCUUACAUGCUGACGAGGCGCCGUAUGGUGACUUAGACAUGCUCCGGGCACAACUUAAAGAAAGCGAUGGUGUAAAAGAUGACAUCAUCACAUUACAAGAAAACAUCGAUGCAAUCAAGGAAAUCGUCAACGAACUUCUAAUAGAUUCAGACGAAGACUUCGGCACGAAACUUGCGGAGGAUGUCCGUGAGUUAUACGAGCAAUGGGAAGAGGUUGUGCGGAUGUCACAUGAUCAGAACAAACAUCUCCAUGUGAUGGCUGAGACGAGCGCUAAGUUGAAUGCGCGGUUUGAAGAGGUGACGGCAUGGAUGGACACGGUGCUGCAGGAACAUCUGAGCAAGGAAUACGUAGUGGUGAACUGGAAGGACCUAGAGAUUAAUUGUCAAGCUAUGCAAAAAUUGAAAGAUGAGGUGAUGUGCAAGGAACAGCUUGUCACCGAAGCUCAAGCCCUUUAUGCAGAAAUCCUACGAGAUGAUGGUGCAUCCCGCUCCCCUGACCUUGACAAAAACAUGACAAUCCUCAACGAGAAGUGGUCACAGAUCUGCGCCAAGAGCGAUUCUCUCUAUACCAGGUUCAUGACGGGGAAGGAUCAUAUUGCAGAGUAUAGGAGUCGCUACCAGGAGGAGGUGGAGUGGCUGGAUGAUGUGGAGAGAUCGCUCAAGUCACAUCAGGACAGCGACACCACAGAUCCUGAGGAAACUGCUGAGGAAAUUGAUGAAUUAGAGAGCCUUACUAUUCAUAACCACACUAAUGAGAACAAGGAGAAGAUGGAGCAAUUAGCAGAUAAGUUAAUUAGCAGUGAGAUAAUGGAGUUCCAUAUGAAGGGAGAAUGGGAACAGUUCGUUACAAGGUGGAAUACGACAUCACAAGAUGCCAAGAAGCGGCUCCAGUUCCUCGAGCAGGCCGUCAAUUCAUGCCAGGACAUUGAACAGCAGAUGAUCGACAUGUCACAAUGGCUGGUAGAGAUGGCUGAACAUCUGAAGGCCCAGGCCGAUGCCGAGAUACUUGCUGGAGAUGUACCGGAACAAUUUGAGGGCCUGAAGUUAGAAUUUGAACAGCAGGACAAGCUGAUGGCUGAACUGGAGAGUCAGAUUGUGAAGUACAGGUCGCAGGGCAAUGAAGAUGCUGCUGAUCGCCUUCAACAACAAGUUACUAUGCUCAAUGAAAACUAUGCAGAACUAAAAGUCAUGUUUAAUAAGUUCCAGCGUCCAGCCGACUUUGAGCCGAAACUCGGUCGAGUGAAGAGAACUUUGUCUGAAAUUGAAGAGCAGUCUCAUCGAAUAGACAUCCUGUGUGAUGACCCUGAAACCCUUGAAAAUCAGCUCAAGCAUUGUGUGGAUUUUUUCGACACCAUGAGUGAACUGAAGCCAGAGGUUGAAUAUGUGAUAAAAACUGGAAGACAAAUUGUGGAGAAGAAACAAAUUGGGUUCCCAGAGAGAUUCAGUAAACAGCUUGAUGCUAUCAAGCAACAAUACAACAGACUUGGUGCUCAGGUUACAAAAGGCAAAAGUGACCUGGAAAAGGCCCUUAAGUUGGCUGAGCAGUUCCAAACAGACUACAAAGAGCUGUCUGAAUGGUUGGACAAAACACAAACAGAAAUCAGCGAAAAAGAGGAACAAAAAGUGUCAAAAGAUGUGGAAACUGGAUUCAUAGAAGAAAUCCAGGAAACCAUGGCUACGAAAAACCACCUCUUGUCGGCGGUGAAUGAUACAAGUAAACAGUUGAUUGAGAUUGCAGAUGAGGGCGCCCUUGAGGAGUGCAAGGAGAAGGUGCAGGGUGUUAUUGAUCAAUGGACAAAUAUCAUGAAAAAGCUUAGUGCCAGGAGACAGUCUUUACAGGAACCUGAACCAAAUACAGCACUUGACGAAAAGUUCAGUUCGUUUCUCAAGUCUCUCCAACAUAUCUCUGCUUGGCUGGACAAAGUCGAGGCAGUUAUAGAAAUCACCAAGAAACUCUCCGCAGACGAUCAAGUUUCUGAAGAAGAAGUGGAAAGAUAUAAGACUCUUCAACUGGAGCAGAAUGAAUUGAGCGGUCAAGUCGAUCAAACUCGAGACGCAGCCAUCGACCUGAUGAAUAACGGCGACAGAUACCACAAGAUGGUUGAGCCGGAGCUCACCCAGCUUAACCGGAGAUGGGAGGAUGUAUCAACCAAUUUUAAGGAAAAACAGUCAUUGCACCAGGAGGCCAUCUUGAGAAGGUCAUCUGGAGCACAUCGUGCAGAUUCUGACGGAAACUGCAACUUGGAGAAUGAUGUAGAAGAACGCGUUGAUCGUGUUGUUAGGAGUAUUGAGCAGUUCCGCAGCAACCUGGAUGGUGGCGCAUUUAGGAAUGAGGAUUUGGAGAAGGAUGUCAAACGUAAACAAAGGGAUAUCGAUUCAGAGCUUGAACGCAUCCAAAAUGAGGUAGCAAUGCUGGCAGGUGAUAGCAAUGGAGUUAUGAAUGACCUUCAGGAUCAAGAUCCGGACAGGGUCAAGGUCGUCAAAGUCAAGAAGGAAAAGAUGAAGUUUCAAUGGAAUGACACCAGAGCUGAAGCUGACAGGAAAAAGGACUCUUUAAAGCAUGUUAUUCCGCUGUGGCAUAAAUAUCUACGCCAGUCGGAUGAGCUCGAUCGUAUUUUAGAUAUAAUGGAAAGAAAGAUAGAGGAGGAGUCAAGGAAUGAUGGUGGCCUGAUGGCUCUCCAACAGGAACUGGACCAACACCAGAGUGAAAUCGACAAUAUCAACCACCAAGCCGCUGAAUUGAAAAACGCAGGUGCAGAAACAGCUGUCGAGGCCCGAUUAAUUAAACUGAACCGCCAUUGGAUGCACUUGCAGACUUUACUUACCCAACACCAGAGAUCGCUAAAAAUCAACCGAAACACUUCCCCAUUGACGAAGACGUCAAAUAACGAUCUUCUUGACCCUCGCCAUUUUACUAGUGACGAUGACACUGAGGACUCCGAGGCACAUUCCUUUGAGACGGUGAUCACCCGCUCCUCUGUGACCUCUCUAACGCGAACUCUCAUCAUGAAGUAUACGUUUACGACAAAGGUUCCCGCGCAGUUCCUCGAGGAGGCGAAGAGGCUCCUUUCUGAUCUGAGUGACAUUAGGAAUCAUCUUGGCUCGCCUGAAGUUAAUGGACGGGAAUUCGAGGAGUUUUCCAGGCAUGAGGAUUCUUUGAAGGCCAUCAAGGAAUCAAUCGACAACAUCCAACCCUCCGUGGAGGCUGCCACUGUCCAUGGGGAGGAGGUGCGGUCGAAUUGUAAUGGGGAAGAUUCCAUGCAGAUACGCCAUUAUGUCGACGCUAUCCAAAAUGAAUGGGGCAAAGUGAAUCGGGAAUACAAUGACAGGCAUGGUCGACUAUUGAAAGCCCUAGAGCAGUGGCGGCAGUUCCACUGUGACAUGAAGGAUAUGACAUCAUGGUUAUCAGAUGCGGAAGAUCUCCUGAUCAGAAGUCGGCGUGAUGAUGGUUCCUUGGACAUGGAGGUUGCACAAGUACACCAAAAGGAUCUCGAAAAUGGAGUCCGCAUCCACCAAAGGACAGUCAGCAACCUGAACACCACUGGUAGUGAAAUCAUCAAAAAGUCGACCUCGCCUGAUGCUAGCCUGUUGACCGAGAAACUUGAGUCGGUUAACCGGAGAUGGAGGCUGGUCUGCUCUGAGGUGUCAGACAGGAAGAUUAGACUUGAGGAUUUGUCGCAGAUUCAUGACUUCCAGGCUGCGUCGCAGGACCUGUCCUACUGGUUGGAUGAGACAGAGAGCGUCGCCACUGCUGCCCUGAGGCCGGCUGAUGAUGACUUCUUGGAGGAUAUGCUGGAGAAAGUGAAGGAUCGCCAGGCUGACCUGACCAGAAAGCUGCAUGCCCUGCAGGAUGUGAAUGACAUGGGCCAGAGACUUCUUGGUCAGCGUAUCCUGGCCAAGGCUGACAGGGAUAAGAUCCAACGUGAGAUCAAUAAUGUCCACAAUCGCUGGAACGCGAUCUCUAUGUCACUCGAAGAGAAGCGCCAUAUCUUAGAGGAAGUGCUCCACCGCUGCCAUAACUUCCUCAACGACCUCGACAAGCUACAUAUCUGGACGGAAACGACCAAGGAGUUUCUAGAAACUCAAGGUCAUGUCUCAUCUCCUACCUCUGAUAGCAGUCAGGAUGCUGUUAUUGUGGAUCCAAAGACAAUGCAAGAUGCCAUCAAAGAGCACCAGGCUGACUUAGAGACCGUCAACACUUCAUAUCGUCAACUGUCCGAGGAGUCAAGGAAAUAUGGUGUGAUGAUGCCCGAUAACAUCCAACAGAAAAUCACCAAGCUGAACGAAGACUGGCCUGUGGUAUGUGACCUUGCUGCCAGGAUGAAACCACCAUCUGAAUAUAAUCUACAGGCUGAAGCUGCCCUCAGAUUUGAACAAAUCCAGAGUUUGGCGAGCGCUCCGGAGCCAGAGUCACCAUGGCCUGAUCUGGAUAAGGCAGUGGCAGAAAUCAAGGACUGGCUCCUCCUGGUCCAACACCUGUUCAAGUCCCAGCAUGUUGUAGUGGGGGAUAUUGAUGAUAUAGAGGAAGCUGUGGCGAAACAAAAGCAUGAGCUUAUCCGCGUCCUGUCCACCUCGUGCGUGAAUCUGUUGCAGGAUGACCCUGCUGAUUCACUCGGAGACGUCGAGGUCUUAGUUAAAGAGAUGCAGACCUUGACCUUUGAGUUGCAGAAUGUUGUCUAUGAUAUGGAACACACCAAACCAAAACUGCGGCAUCUCGUCGCCAGUGUGGACAGCCUACAUGAAGGAAGGUCACUCAGGGAAGAGAAGAAACAACUAAGAAAUAGAGUUGAGCGUCUCCGAGAGCAGUGGGACGACGCGAGUUCCAAGGUGAACUUUCGCAAGAACCAGCUUGAUGACAUGCUUUUGGAAUGCCGUCAGUUCGAGGAGAUGCGUGCGGAAUUUGACCGCUGGGCCGCACAAAUCGAAGAGGAUAUCGAAAGUGGCAACACCUCUAUUGGCCGGAGCCCAGAUGACAUUGAAAGACAACAGAAAGAACAAAAGCAACUCUUAGUUGAGAUUGAGCAGAGGAACCGAUCUGUGAAAGGCCUCAACAGAAUGGCAGAGAAACUGAUGGAAGACUACAGCCAAGAUGACACAACGAAAAUCAAACAAAGCAUCGACCAAGUUAACUCCAAAUUCACAAAUCUUUUGACAAGGGUGUCUUCACGUGGUAAAGCCCUCCAGAAUGCCCUUUCUAGUGUGAAGAACUUUGACUUGGGACUCGAUCAGUUCUUGCGAUGGCUCUCGGAGGUCGAGUUCAGGUUAGCCUCACUGGAGGAUGAAUCGAGGAAAUCAACGCUGGUCGAGAGUGAUGAGAAAAUUCGGAAUGCGAUGCGGAAACAUAAGGAUCUGCAAGCAGAAAUUGAGGCCCAUGAACAUGCCUUUGAAUCACUCACAAGCCAAGGCCGUCAACUCUCCGACCGGGAAGACCACAAGGUGCUGAGGAAACGAAUCGAUGAAAUGAACCAAAGAUGGAUGAAGCUCAAAACGAAAUCCGUGGAAAUUAGAGGCCGUCUGGAAAGUAAUGCUGAACAAUGGACUGCUCUGCUGACUACCCUGAAGGAACUGAUUGAAUGGUUAGCCAUGAAGGAUGAGGACCUCUCCUUGCAACAGCCAAUCGGGGGUGACCUGCUGUCGGUCAAGAAACAGAACGAUGACCACAAGGUUUUCAAGAACAACUUGGAAGAGAAACGACUGCUGAUAGAACACAGCCUUGAAACUGGCAGGAUGUAUCUGAGGGAAGAAAAGGAAGAAAAACGCACAAGUUCGGACAGCGGGGAAGGGAGUCAGUCGGAAUCUGAAAUUCCCUCUGGUGAGCUCACGCCGGAACAAGAAGCCCGCCAUAUUGUUCGAAAGAUUCGGCAUCAUGUCCGAUUACUCAACCGGAAAUGGGCCGAGGUCAACCAAAAAUCUAUAGAAUGGCAAGCGCGGAUUGACGACAUAUACAAUAAACUGGAUAUCUUCCAUCGAGCCAUGGAUGAUUUCCAAGGGAAGCUGUUGUCGGCUGAGCGUGAGAAGGCCCGGUGGCAGUCGAUCGAAGAUAUCUUUACGGUUAGCUUACAGGAUGAAAUCGAUCACGUUAAGGGCUUCCAGACCCGUAUCACACCGCUCCAACAUGACCUGGACCACCUCAACAACCUCGCCAACGAAUUCCAAAAUGCCAACGUAGUCUUGUCUCAUAUAAAUGUUAAUAAAUUAGAAGACCAUAAUACUAGAUGGAAAUCCCUUAUAGACAGUGUAGAUGAUUACUUAAAACGAUUACAGAAUGCUCUUCGAGAGUUUGCUCCAACAUCCCAACACUUCUUAUCUGCUUCAGUGGAGUCGCCAUGGGAGCGGGCGGUGGCAGGGAACAAAGUGCCUUAUUUCAUCAAUCAUACCACCGAAACCACUCAUUGGGAUCAUCCACAAAUGACGAAGCUCCUGCGUUCUCUGUCCGAGUAUAACCAUGUUCGAUUUUCUGCUUAUCGCACUGCCUUGAAACUCAGGAUGUUACAGAAGAAACUGUGCUUACAUUUACUGGGCAUGCAUAUAGCAUCCGAUGCCUUUGAUAGUCAUGGCCUUCGUGCUCAAAACGACAAGCUGAUGAAUGUGAUCGAGAUCAUAAACUGUUGUCAGUCGAUGUACGAGCGGGUAGCGGAGGAACAUCAGUCAGAACUAGUCAACGUUCCACUCUGCAUAGAUUUGGUGCUAAAUUGGUUACUCAAUGUUUAUGAUACUGCACGUAGUGGACGUCUUCGAGUUCUCUCUUUUAAAGUAGGAAUCAUUCUCAUGAGCAAAGCUCAUCUAGAAGACAAGUACAGAUAUGUCUUUAGACUGAUAGCUGAUGCCAAUGGCUUCGUGGACCAGAGAAAGCUUGGCCUCCUCCUCCACGACUGUGUACAGAUCCCACGCCAGCUUGGGGAGGUGGCUGCUUUUGGUGGAAGCAACAUCGAACCAAGCGUACGCAGCUGUUUUGAAAAGGUAAUGAAGGCCAAUGGUCGCCAUGAGAUCCAAGCGAGUGACUUUCUCGACUGGCUGAAAUUAGAGCCCCAGUCCUUAGUCUGGUUACCUGUCCUCCAUCGUCUUGCUGCCUCAGAGUCUGCUAAACAUCAAAGCAAGUGCAAUAUCUGUAAGGAAUGCCCAAUUGUGGGAUUCAGAUAUCGCUGUUUACGGUGCUUCAACUUUGACAUCUGUCAGAACUGUUUCUUCUCAGGCAAGAAAUCUAAAGGCCAUAAACUCACCCACCCUAUGCAAGAGUAUUGUACAGCAUUAAAGACAACAUCUGGCGAAGACGUGCGAGACUUUAGCAAGGUGCUGAAGAACAAGUUCAAGUCGAAGCGCUACUUCAAGAAGCAUCCGCGGUUAGGUUACUUACCCGUACAGACAGUAUUGGAAGGAGACACAUUAGAAAGAUUCUCAGAACGGAGAUGCCGAGUGCGAGGCAGAAACCCCGCCCCUAGUCCACAACAUCAUAAUAAUGCAACCCAUGAUAUGCACUCUCGACUUGAACUCUAUGCAACAAGAUUAGCAGAGGUUGAACAGCGACAGCUGAGUUCAACACCAGAUUCGGAAGAUGAACAUAACCUUAUAGCUCAGUAUUGCCAGAGUUUAAGUGGGGAUGUAGUGCCACAUACAUUAAAGAGUCCCAUGCAGAUAAUGCUUGCCAUAGACACGGAGCAGAGAGGAGAGCUCGAGGCGAUGAUAAAAGACUUGGAGGAAGAAAACAGGACGCUACAGGCAGAAUAUGAUAGAUUACGUCAAGCGCGUCAAGACGGCGAGGAUGAGAGCUAUGUCCAUUCAGAAAGUGAUGCCGAGGUCUCAAGUCGAGACGCUGAGAUGAUCGCCGAGGCCAAACUCCUCCGGCAGCACAAGGGCCGGUUAGAAGCGAGGAUGGGAAUACUAGAAGAUCACAAUCGACAGCUUGAGGCGCAGUUACAAAGAUUACGGCAGCUUUUAGAACAGCCCCAGGUACCUACAGGUACAUCCCUUACUUCCUCCCAACGAACAACACCAUUUAUGACACCAUCGUCUUCCCAGACCUCCCUCCAGAAGGAAAUGCCUUUGCCUCCGAAAUACAAGCCACAAGCUAUGCCGCAGAUGAAUGGACAUGAUGCAGCUGCACGCCGAAUGUCAAGUGAAGAUGCCCGAUUAAUAGACGUCAUGAAGGAAUUAGAUGAUUCUUUCCCCAUUGAUCCUACACCCAAGAGUAGAUUAGGCUCAACCAAUGUUGGUAAUUUGUUCCAUAUGGCGGGUCAGGUUGGUAAAGCGGUUGGCACGCUCGUCACUGUGAUGACGGACGAAGAGGGUAGUGGCAGCGACGAUGAUUUACAACUCGAUCCACGAAUGAAAUAGGAACAAAUGACCAAUCAGAAUCCAGUAUUCAAAUGAGGAGAGAAUUAUUUCGCGAUCAAAUGCUCACGUCAUGUUGUGAUCAUUUCAUAACAUUGUUCAUCGUGUUCAAUUCAACUUGGUUGAUCAAAUCUUGUUUACACUUUGACUUGUUCAACCCCAAACUUAGCAGACGACUUAAGCUUUUGGCCAGUUCUAAGUAAAUGAAGGAUUUGAAUUUCUCAUGAAAAUAGUCAACAUGGGCAGUUCACUUCAUUGAUUGUUGCUAUACACAUCAUAAUAUUUGUGCCAUUUUCCCCGCUGCUAGUUGCUUUCACAAAAAGCAGCAGUUCUAGUGACUAAUUGACCCUGUUUCCAUUAAAUGUGUCAUAUUGACUCAUAUCUGUGACAGAUAAGUUUUAAAGAGUCAGAGCAGCCGACAUGAUCAAUUUAAUCACUGCAACCUGCGAUAAUUGCUCCAAUGGUUGAUGAAAAUAUGACUUGUCUGUGAGUAAACCCAGUUAUCGAUGGGUGGGUUUGAUUUUUUUUAUGCAUGUCACAAUGAUUUUCAACUCUUGUUGUCACAAGCAUCUGCAAUGGUUGCCGCAAAUGGAAUACUUUUAUUGCAUUCAAUAAUUACAUGUAUUAUCAGGGGUUGCUGCCGCAAAAAUCUCUCAUUUGGGGCGUACUUUAAUAUAUAAACAAGCUUUCUUAUUGAGCCCUUUGGUGCUUUUAAUAAAGUAAUACUGCAAAGUAUAAUUUAAGGAACAGAUGUGACUGCUUUUAAUUUCCAGUUAUUGAGUUAAAAUGCAAUUGGUUAUUUGCGAUCGUGACUCUAUCUUUAACAUGCAAAAUAAAACGUGUGAAAGAUGAUUAACUGACUAUUACAAACCUUCCAUUAAUGUAAAGUAAAUCUAUGUAUUUUGUACACAUUAUUCUCAGAUGGUAUUAAAAGCAGUCUUGCGUAAUAUACAUUGCUUUUGAUGUAAGAAAGGCACAUCUCCAGGCAAAUAUUGUUUAAAACAGGUAAUGCACCAGGAAAUAAAACUAAGUUCACAGUAUGCGUGGUAAAUAUUCAACCGACAAACGAUAUUUCAGAGCUGAAUAUUUUCUGGAGCACACUGUACACUAUUUGAAACAUGUCAGUCUAUGAUUUAUAACUAACCUUUGACCUGGUUUGUAAUUAACAUAUUUGAGGUGAUUAAUAUUCAUGUAUAUUUCUCGAUUGUAUAUAAGGCCCUAUGGUUGUCUGGUUGUAUAUUGGCUGUGCAUUUCGCUCGAAUCUUAACCAGACAGUGUGUAGAUUCUGUGUAGAUAAUGCAUUAUGGUUUGUAUUCUGGUUAUUAUGAGACUCGCUUAAGGUCAAACCAUUUUACCAUGAAUUGAACCACCCUGCCUGAGGGUUGCCUUCAACCAGCCAUGGGCAGCAAUAAGUCAGUUAGGGUACACAAUGUCCAUAGUAACUUAUGAUGUAAAUAGAUGAAAACUAGAUGCUGACAAGUUUACAGUGCCAUCAGGAGUCGUUUCUUGUCCUAGUCUCUGUUCGUGUGGCUGCAUUUAAACUAAAGGGAUUUAGGGUAUUUCAAAACAGGGUAUAUACCGGCAAGAAGUGACGAUGACGAGUCUUUGUGUAUUCUUGGUACUGGUAAAUCAAGAUAAAUGACUAACCUAGAAAGUAAAAAUGCCUGACCCAGUAAAUGUCUUUUGCAUUUUAUUUUGUAUUGACUAUUGAGUACACCCUGUAGAAUUUCCAAGCCGAUAAUGCUUCUCUUUGUAUGUCCAUGAGUUUGAGGCUUUCAGUGACUGUCAAUGUGUUUUCCUUCAGCAUAUCAAAGAAAUCCUGGACCAUUCCAGGUGGGGUUUCUAGGGUUAUUUGCUAAUGUCAAAGAGACAAAGUCAGAAAAAUUAAAUUUGUCACAAUUGUCAUAAUAGAUGUCACUGCGGUGAUAUGUAGUAUCAUGAAGAAGAACAUCAUUUUCUUCUUUGACUGUCUCUGGUUGUCUAUGUGUAUAUCAAUGUAAGGGACAACACCUGGUGCAUUUUGUAUGUUUUUAUUGUUCAAGUUCUUAUGUUAAUGGUAUAUAUGUAUUUAUGUCAUUCAUAAAUAGAAUUGAAGUUUAUGACGACUCGUGACUUUAUUUUGAAUAUCAUCUGGAAAUAGCCAAUUAGAUAGAGAAUAUUGAGAGACUUUUUGAAAUCUUCCCAAUUGUGCUGGCCUUCAAGUCCUUAAAAAAAGUGUAUGCAUUUUCUAACUUCUGGUGGUUUGGGAAAUUUUAUUGGAUACGUCAACUAAGGAACUCUUAGCUCAUGCUAGAAGAGAGUGCUAUACAAUGCCUAAGGCGGUAUGCGUUUAAUGCAUUUGUAUUGCUCUCUGCAGGGGACAACUGGUGUUGUCAAUUGCGUUCAUGGGCAGGCAAAACCACUGAAAUGUAUUCGAUUGCUGAGAGGCAAAAGAAACAUGAAUGACACACUUUGGUCUGCACCUAGAAAUAGUUGAUAAUAUUUGAAAAAAGUGUUGAUUUAUAUAAAAUCAAACAUAAUACUAUCUUUCAAAGAUCUUAUAUAUUUAUUUAUUCGUUCCAUUUAAUAAUCGAUUCAUGGAUGUAAAAUUUCAUGUACAGUAGAACCUCUCUAUUAAGGACACUCUCGGGACUGACAAAUGCUGUCCUUAAUAGACAGGUGUCCUGAUUAGGGAGGUCAAAUUGAAUGGAAACAACCAAUUUGGGACCAAAAGUAGUGUCCUUAAUAGAGAGGCUGUCCUUAUUAGAGAGGUGUCCGCUGAGAGAGGUUCUACUGUAUUUCAUUAUUUGGUAAAGGGACACACGUUUUGAUAUGAAUUGAACAAAUUUGAUAGAUGUUCACAUUGAUGUGAUGUGUUAAUUUGUAAAUCGAUUGGGAUGUUUUUAGAUGUAAAUAGACAAUGGGCAAUUAGAUAAUCCUGUAGUUCUCUCUAGGCAAUUAGUCAAAUCAUAGACAGAUUUGAAAUGAACCGAGGCUGGUCCAUAAAUUCAAUGUAAAGUGCUCGUGAUGAGUAGAUUUGUUUCUCUGCCAAUCUGUUGCCUUGGUUACGUUACUUUGAAACUCAGUGCAUUUCAAACUAUUCGAACCCUAAAGCUCAAGUUCCUAAAUCUCUGACCACACCCAUAAUCCUAUAUCCAGAACACCAGUUUUAUUUUUAGAUAAAGUAACUAUCAAGAUCAUCAUAUAUAAGAAGACAACUAACUUCCAAUUUGAAGAAGUUGUGUGUGCACAGCAUAUAAAUUCUAAGACUUCCUGAUCUUGAGAUAUGACCUAAGUGUGAUUUCUCAGCAUUUAAAGUUCCUACAUUGACAUAAAGAGGGCCUCCUAUGGUAAACCUUCACAUAUGAGUAAUAUCCAAAAUAAAAAGCCAUACUAUGUGUAUUAGAUAAGUGCUUUCCAAAGACAGUCUUACAUCUAAAUUUGAAAGUGCAUGUCGAUUGAUAGUUGCCAAAAAUCUAUCAUUGAGCAAAUCAUUUAUCGGAAUUCUUCCAAAUUGCGUGCUAUUAUAAAGGGUGACAGCGAAAAUAUUUGCCACAUGUAUUUUUGGUAACAGUAAAGUACCAAGACCAUAAAACUUCCGAAAGUGAUCCCCAGAUGCACAUGUCAAUAUUAUCUUCAAGGCCCUUAUGCUUCCGUGCUUGCUUUGGAUGAAAAGUGACCUCCCCAAAGCGCAUGCAGAAAAUCGAUCAGUGCAAUUAGUAUCAGAUUGUGAAUACCAUGAAAAAAAGAGUUCAAAUAUUUUUAGUUCACAGAAGAUUUAUACACGGUGAGAAGAUGUGAAUUGGCAUUGUGACUCUUGGACAGUGUAUUUGGAGCUGCUGACAAUUGUAACGUUUCCAUGUAUAUUGACUUACUCGUGGCGCUCUCUUCUGCAAAGAAACCUUGGUGUUUAAAUCAUGUAGGGUAGAAUAGGGUAUUUGUAGCUCCCGUUUAAUCGUAGCCUUUGAUAUUGAUUGAUACCUCAUGCUUCAAACAAUGCAGGAGCUACAAAUACCCCUUUCUACCUUACUUCUUGUUCAACUCUUCAACCCUAUAGCCCUGUAUUAAAAUCCAGUCCUCAAAAAUUUCAAUUGUUUUACAGGAACACAGAAGCAAACUGACAAAGUCGUUUAGAUUUCCUGACAUAGUUGCUGAAGUCUUUUCAAGAUUAAGUAAUUAUCUGCCUCCUGAAUAUCAAAGGAGGACUAUAGGCAAGAGCCAGAUGGGUCAGAUUGUGACUUCAGCCUUAGACCCCCAGCACCUGCCUACAGUCUCCCUUUUAGGCUGGCAAAUACAUCUUGUAAUCAACGUUAUAGAACAAUUCCUCAGCAAAGUCAGUUCUGCCCACUUGACUGACCUGUGCAUGAUUAGAUAGUUGGCUCAAACACUAAGGGUGAAAUUCAUUACAGGGUGAUUUGGAGUGAUCAGUUCCGCUCAUUAUACCUUAUGUUACCCCUUACAUCACAUUUAAAAGAACUCGGGCCAGCCAAUUACAAGGUCUAUUACCUUUAAACACAGCCUUGUUGGCACCAAGGCCUAAAUUCCCAUUGUUGAUUGUUUUACUGUCUUAGCAAAGGAUUAUCAGUGCUAAUCUUGAGAACAUUGACCCCUCGAAACAGUUUUUGUGGCAGUUGAUAUGCCCAUCUCGGCAAGGGCAAAUCAACACAAUAUAGAUAAAAGCCUGCCAGUUGACUGUUCGUGGUCAAACGGUGUGUAAUACUAUGAAAACGCUGUUGAUGAAUUUUACCCAAAGUGUAAGUCAUCUUAUGAUUCAAAGCCAACUCGUUAGUUCUUUGUAUGUGGACCUGAACAUAUCUGUCAAUCAAUUUUAUUGAAAAUAGAUUUUAUAUAAAGAA